AUAGAGAGAUAAAGAUAAUUAAACAAGAGUCUUCUUCUCUUUUUGGUUGAAAACUUAAAAAGAAAAAAAAACAUUAGACCUAAACAUAAACGCAUAAGAGAGUUAGAGAGAAAGAGAGAGAGAGAGAAAGAGAGAGAGAGAGAGAGAGAGCGAGAGAGAGUGAAAGAGAAAGAAUACGUAAUUCCAAUGUAUUACGGUUUUCGUUUCGUCGAAGACAGUAAAAAAUGUCGUUGCCACGGGAAUGGAGUUUCCAGGAUUCGUGUAGAUCGGUCGACCGUGCGACCUCGACGGUCGGCUGUGGCACAGGAGGAAUUGGAGCAGCGUCACAGGAGAUGGUCAGUACGGCCGUCAUCGACGAAAAUAUGAAUCAACAGAAUCAGCUGGGUUCCUUACUCUCGAUUCAUUCCGCACCCGUAUUUGAUUUAAGUACUGGCGUGCCAUCCCCUAAAAGGCCGGCCUCGUUGAUGGUUCAAACUACUGCUACCUCGACACCGGUCGUGCCACCUCAUUUACAAAGUCCACCGGAUACGAUCGAGGACGAGGAUAAUGAAAAUCUCUUAACAAUAUCAAGUUUAACGGCUAGACCAUUGAUAGCGAAAUCCCGUGAGCUUCGUUCCUCUAAAACCAUUAAUUCGAAAAUCCCGCCAACCAAGAAGAAGAAGAAACCUAAAAGGAGAGAUACCAGAAAACUAAGGAAUCCUACUUAUAUACCUUUGGAUGGUGGAUAUGGUUGGGUCGUCGUAUUUGGUGCCUUUUUCGUCCAAUUUUGGGUCGCUGGCCUGGUCAAAUCCUAUGGCGUCCUCUAUGUCGAAAUCAUGGAAACGUUCAAGGACUCAUCAGCAUCGGUUGCAUCUUGGAUACCAGCUAUACUUUCUUGCCUUUGUCUCGCCUUGGCGCCUGUAACGAGUAUACUGUGUCAAAAGUAUAGCUGCCGUGCUGUCGUUUUCAUCGGUGGAUUGUUCUGUGCUUUAGGACUUACGACUAGUUAUUUCGCCACCAGCUUGAUACAUCUCUUUUUUACAUUUGGUAUCUUGACUGGGAUCGGUGGUGGAUUGUCGACAACACCAGGCAUCAUAAUCGUUUCUCAAUACUUCGAUAAGCAUCGUGCUCUAGCAAACGGUAUAUGCGUAUCAGGGACAGCAGCGGGAAGCUUUGUAUUUCCCCUUUUAAUCGAAACGUUAGUCAAGAAUUUUGGUUUUCACGGUACGAUAUUACUUUUGGGUGGAUGUAUGCUUCACGUAUGCGUCAGUGCGACAUUGUACAGGCCACUUGAGAAUAAUUAUCUUCCGGAUAAUGAAACGAACGACAAAGGGGUGAAGUCUGGUGAAAAAAAGAAUGACAGCAAUGGCGGACAGGAAGCAACGAAGCAACAGAAACUCGAUCUUCUCUUCGCCAAUGAUGCGACGGCUCGUCACAAUCUUCUCAACGAAUUAUUCCAUCAGAAUAGCGUGAUAGCUGUCGAAUUAACGGAUAGUGACGAAGAGAAGGACGUGAUGGGGGAAACUCUUAUGAUGAAACCAAUUUCAAAAAUACGAAGCUCGAGUAUAUUGCAUAGCGUUGAAGAUUUAUCAACUGACUCAACGUGCGUCUACAAAGCGAGAUCAUCCCUGAGAUCUCUUAGGUCUUCCGCCACAGUUGUAUGUCCUGCACCGAUACCCCAAACCGAUGUUAUGACUACUACGGAAGAACCCAAAACGAUAAUGCAAAAAGUUGCACGUUAUAUUGAUCUUUCCUUAUUGAAGAAUCCACAAUUUAUAAUGAUGUGCUUUUCAGUCAGUCUAAUGUCGACUGGAAGUCCAUAUAUGUUAUAUUACUUGCCAGCAUAUGUUCACGCGGGUGGAUAUACGAAAGCAGAAGCUGGUUAUCUCGUAGCUAUCUCGGCUGCUCUCGAUUUAUGUGGCAGACUUGGAUUAGGUUGGCUCUCUGAUUUGCAACUUUUUGAUCGACGAAAAGGAUACAUUGGAAGUGUCGUUGGUGCCGGUGUUGCGGUGUUAACAAUACCAAUGGCUCAUUCGUUUUACGUCUUAGCGUGUUCCGUUGGAAUGUACGGAUUAUGCUUGGGGUGUUGGUUUCUUUUAGUUCCCGUCCUUCUUGCUGACCAAUAUGGAACUGAUAAAAUAUCUUCGACUUAUGGAUUGGUCAGAAUGUUUCAAAGUGUUGGCGCUAUUUCUAUACCACCUCUCGCAGGUUAUUUACGUGAUGUGACUGGAAGUUACACCGUAUGUUUCCUGUGUAUGGGUACAUGCAUGGUAAUGGGAGGUUUGCCUCUCCUAUUGGUAUUCAAUGAAGUACCAAAACCAACGAAGCUGCCCGUUAAUAAUACUGAAAAUAAUAAUUGUCAAGGAGAUACAAAUGUGAAAGAAUAAAAUAUUUUGCAAGUGUGUGAUAUUCCUUGAAGAAAAGAGAGAGAGAGAGAGAGAGCGAGAGAGCGAGAGAGAGAGAGAGAAAGAGAGAGAGAAAGAGAGAGAAAAAGAGAGAGAAAAAGAGAGAGAAAAAGAGAGAGAGAGAAAGAGA
Messenger RNA from Polistes canadensis, 2514 nucleotides. It is a transcript of the gene Sln, whose product is annotated as monocarboxylate transporter 12. NCBI's taxonomy places the organism in Eukaryota, Metazoa, Arthropoda, Insecta, Hymenoptera, Vespidae. Gene Ontology annotation, biological process: transmembrane transport; monocarboxylic acid transport. The transcript has 5 exons. Gene Ontology annotation, molecular function: monocarboxylic acid transmembrane transporter activity. Bases 225 to 2366 code for a protein of 713 amino acids. The record is from RefSeq and is a predicted model, not a curated record.